CAUAUAUAAGGGGCCAUGGCACAAGGAGACUUCAAACUCAAGCCCCUCACUCUCCUGGAAACCAUCCCAGAACCUCCACCCUCUGACACCAUGGUCAACUCCUGUUGUGGCUCCAGCUGCUGUGGCUCCAGCUGCUGCCAGCCUUGCUGCCACCCCACCUGCUGCCAGACCACCUGCUGCAGGACCACCUGCUGCCGGCCCACCUGCUGUGUGUCCAGCUGCUGCCGCCCCUCCUGCUGUGGCUCCAGCUGCUGUGGCUCUAAUUGCUGUGGCUCCAGCUGCUGCCAGCCUUGCUGCCGCCCCACCUGCUGCCAGACCACCUGCUGCAGGACCACUUGCUGCCGCCCCAGCUGCUGUGUGUCCAGCUGCUGCCGCCCCAGCUGCUGUGGCUCCAGCUGCUGUGGCUCCAGCUGCUGCCGCCCCUCCUGCUGCAUUUCUAGCUGCUGCCGCCCCAGCUGCUGUGGCUCCAGCUGCUGUGGCUCCAGCUGCUGCCGCCCCUCCUGCUGCAUUUCUAGCUGCUGCCGCCCCUCUUGCUGUGGUUCCAACUGCUGUGGCUCCAGCUGCUGUGGCUCCAGCUGCUGCCGCCCCUCCUGCUGCCCCUCCUGCUGCCUGCGCCCAGUCUGUGGCCGGGUCUCCUGCCACACCACUUGCUAUCGCCCCACCUGUGUCAUCUCCACCUGCCCCCGCCCCAUGUGCUGUGCCUCCUCUUGCUGCUGAAUCUCUCUGCCUAUAAUCUUUGUGACAUAGGGAUGUCUCCACAAGUCACAUAAAAAUGUGUUAGAGCCAGCCAGUGACUGGGGGAUGGACUCUCAGCUUCCAACUCUUCAUUUUCUGAUUUGGCAUUUAGAGUUGGCAUUCAGUUCUAGGAAAUAAUAGAUUAAAACAAUUGUCAAAUGAUUUUUAUCUGAUACAUCCAUUUUUAGGCCAGUAGUAUCUUCAUCCUACGUAUACACUGAUUGUGAUGAUCUUACAUGGCAUUGUUUUCAUGUGUUCUUAAUAAACAGCCAUUUCCCCAAUACUAAAA
Molecule: messenger RNA, 1024 nt
Organism: Leopardus geoffroyi (Geoffroy's cat)
Lineage: Eukaryota; Metazoa; Chordata; Mammalia; Carnivora; Felidae
Product: keratin-associated protein 4-6-like
Exons: 1
Coding region: 16-717 (233 amino acids)
Cellular component (GO): keratin filament
Source: RefSeq, a predicted model, not a curated record